CUUACGGCGAUGGCUGCAUGUACUUGCGACUGUGCUCGGUUGCUUCGGCACCCAGCAUCGCAGGACAGCAAAUAGAGGCCAUGACACUUGACAGUGUGGCUUGCAGGCAGCUGGUGCUAUAAAUGGCAGGAAACGAGGAGGAGAACGAAGAGAGAAUAGGCAGGGCCGAACCGAAGGAGGCAGAGAGGUUGUGUUUGUGUGGGUAGAGACUAGAGAGAUGUACAGGCCGGAGGAUAUGCAGGGGGUCGGCGUGGAGCAGCCGAUGCAGAUGGUGCUGCGGGUGAAGCACCCGUCGUCGGUGGGCAGCGGCGAGGAGGAGGAAGGGGAGGGGUCGUCGAGGUCGGCGCUGUCGGUGUUCAAGGCCAAGGAGGAGCAGAUCGAGAGGAGGAAGAUGGAGGUCCGGGACAAGGUGUUCUCGCACCUCGGCCGCGUCGAGGAGGAGUCCAAGCGACUCGCCUUCAUCAGGCAGGAGCUGGAAAGGAUGGCGGAUCCGACGCGGAAGGAGGUGGAGUCGCUACAGAAGCGGAUCGACACGGUGAACCGUCGCCUCAAGCCUCUCGGCAAGAGCUGCGUCAAGAAGGAGAAGGAAUACAAAGAGGUCCUAGAGGCGUACAACGAGAAGAACAAGGAGAAAGCGCUGCUAGUCAACAGGCUAAUCGAGCUGGUGAGCGAAAGCGAGAGGAUGCGGAUGAAGAAGCUCGAGGAGCUGAACAAGACUGUCGACUCACUUUACUAGACACGCCUGCCGAUGUUCACCUCGCUCGCUCGCUCGCUGUAAUCUCUGUGCCAUGGAUUUGUGACCUGCAUGUUCAAGUGUUGCUUGUAACUGAUGAUUUCUCGAGUGAUUUGUUUUUCAUUUCUUUUCUUUUCGUUGGUUUGGGUCUUGUUGCGCUGUCACUGUCGAGUAAAACCGACGUAUUUAAACAACGAAAAAGAUCAGGAACAAGGCUGAAAAAAUUGUCUGGUGGUGUGUGUCGACUCUAGGACUAGCACAUCUACUCAGUGUCGUUCUACAUUUCCUUUUGUGUUGCCGGUAAUGCAAACAACACCCCUUAUCUAUUGGCCAUUUCA
Messenger RNA from Phragmites australis (common reed), 1071 nucleotides. RefSeq lists its product as uncharacterized. Lineage: Eukaryota; Viridiplantae; Streptophyta; Magnoliopsida; Poales; Poaceae. The transcript has 4 exons. The record is from RefSeq and is a predicted model, not a curated record. Bases 218 to 736 code for a protein of 172 amino acids.